AUGUCACAGAAACAUAAACCCUUGGAGGAAGAUUUCAACUGGUGGAAGCCCUUACAGGGGGAAAAACAAAACUUCACUGUCUACAAUAAAACACUAGAACAUGUGUUUCAGACAAUAACACCCAUUGCAGAUGUUGAAGAACCUCGCCCUGAUCGCUGCAGGAGAUGUGCAGUGGUGGGGAAUUCUGGAAAUUUGAGAGGAUCCCAGUAUGGACCCCUGAUUGAUUUCCAUGAUAUUGUGUUAAGAGUCAACCGUGGGAUGACCAAAGGUUUUGAAAGAGAUGUUGGAACUAAAACAACUCAUCGUGUCAUGUAUCCAGAAAGUUCUACUAGAUUGGACAACAAAACUCAUCUUUUGUUUUUUCCAUUCAAAACACCUGACUUUUUGUGGCUUCUGAAGUCAUUAAUUCCAGGGGAAAACGGUGCUCCAAACUCUAACAAGAUAACUAACAAAGAUUUGGUGUCGAUCCUUCAUCCAGCUUUCAUGAAAUAUGUUCAUGAUGUCUGGCUGAGAAAGAAGGCUGCUUAUCCAUCCACUGGCUUCCUUGCUGUGGUUCUCAGCUUAUUAAUGUGUGAUGAGGUUAAUGUCUUUGGGUUUGGAGCAGACAGCGAGGGAAACUGGAGCCAUUACUUUGAAAUCCUUAAAAACAAACGGUUAAAAACAGGAGGCCACCCAGGAGAAGAAGAAUAUAAAAUGAUUGUUAAAUUACACAUGAAGAAGAAAAUAGUUUUUUUUAAAGGAUGGUAAUUUCCUUUACUUUUUCAUUCGUCUCCUCAUCAUUUUCAAGUCAUCGUCAGUGAUAACCAUAACUCCGUAAGAAUAAAUAAAUUUAGUUCUAAAAAAAAAAUCUGUGACCAGCAAAACCAAACAGCAAAAAACACAAUUACUGAAACUGACAUGCACGGUUUGGGAUUGUUAGUAAUGAAGACUCAGACCUCAAGAGAUA
This is a messenger RNA of Maylandia zebra (zebra mbuna), 946 nucleotides long. RefSeq names its product CMP-N-acetylneuraminate-beta-galactosamide-alpha-2,3-sialyltransferase 1. The record is from RefSeq and is a predicted model, not a curated record. Gene Ontology annotation, biological process: sialylation. NCBI's taxonomy places the organism in Eukaryota, Metazoa, Chordata, Actinopteri, Cichliformes, Cichlidae. Gene Ontology annotation, cellular component: membrane. Gene Ontology annotation, molecular function: beta-galactoside (CMP) alpha-2,3-sialyltransferase activity.